Messenger RNA from Penicillium odoratum, 3330 nucleotides. RefSeq names its product putative SNF2 family helicase/ATPase. Gene Ontology annotation, molecular function: ATP binding; ATP-dependent chromatin remodeler activity. The coding region runs from base 1 to 3330 and encodes 1109 amino acids. The record is from RefSeq and is a predicted model, not a curated record. NCBI's taxonomy places the organism in Eukaryota, Fungi, Ascomycota, Eurotiomycetes, Eurotiales, Aspergillaceae. Gene Ontology annotation, cellular component: cytoplasm. The transcript is spliced from 2 exons.
AUGGCUAGAGAAAGUGACGCUCCUAAGGAGCCCCAAACCCCCGCGCGCCCAAAGGAAGCGAAAAAGCAUUCUAUUUCUCAGGAGCCAGAGUUUGGCAAACCCUCGCCUCUUGGUCAACCUGCUCAGAGAUCCAAUGCCAAUCACCUCUUCAAUAUUCCCAAGCAAAACCGGGCGCGCCCAGAGCACCAUCGACCUUACCAGCACCAGCAACCAUAUCCCGUCCAACCACAUCGAACUCAGCCGGGAGUGCCCAGUGGUCCUUCGGCCACGCCCUCGGCAAACCGACGUGGGCCAUUUGACCCUUUCCAGCCCGUCAAACCGUCUGCCUACAAUGAGUACCGGUCAGGAAUUCCCCCGGGUGCGACUCCGAUCAAACGCCCCGAACAAGUGUCGUAUGCUACCCCUCGGGCCCCACGGGCACUUUUCACGUCAAAGCCGUCCGCGCCGAAGCCGUCCUACGCCUCGAAAAACCUCCAAGCUUUCAUUGAUCUUACAAACGAUGGAUCCUCUUCAAACACCCCGCGCAACACUCAGCAGUAUAGCCAGCCGUCCACUUUUGGUUCCGUGGAUGUGCACGGUUACGUCGAUUCUGCCAAAGCGAAUGAAAACAUAAAGGCUCUGCUUGAGGGUGCGUUUGAAGAUGAAGAAGAAGCGAAAGCAAAGUCUAAGGGAAAGAAGAAGAAGAGCAAGAAGUCUAAGAAGACUGAAAAGAAGGAAGCUUCUCCAAUUGUGAAGAGUGGCAGCAGCGACCUCGAUGACUUGGCUGCUCAGCUUCAGGGUGUCACCGUCAAUGACCCGAAAGAUGGCGAAGAAGACUCUACCGAAAAUCUCCAUGAAAAGAAACCCAAAACAUCUGAAGAGGAUACGGAAGCUGACGAGACCAAAGAGGACGCUGCAGAUGAGGAGGGCGACGAGGCUGAAGCAGAGGACGAUGAGGAAGAGGAUUCUGAUGACGAAGAGGAGUUGAUUAUCGAGGGACUGAAAGUAACAUUACUGCCUCACCAAGUCGAGGGUGUUCGCUGGAUGUGCGACAAAGAGACCGGCCGAAACUCGACCAAAGGAAUUGUGCCCAAGGGUGGAAUCCUUGCAGACGACAUGGGCCUGGGUAAAACCGUUCAAGCCAUAUCCCUACUGCUCAAAAACCGCAAGCCCGAACACGAACACAGCGACGACACCGCCAACAAGAAAGAAGACGAGGAAGAUGCACCACCAUCCGCCCGCCUUAGCAAGACUACCCUUGUGGUUGCACCCCUAGCACUUAUCAAGCAAUGGGAAGGUGAGAUCGCCGACAAAAUCGAGAGAUCCCAUAAGCUCCGCGUCUGUCUCUAUCAUGGGACAAACCGUGCAAAGACCGCCAAAUCAUUGGAUGACUACGAUGUUGUCAUUACCACUUACGGAACUCUUACCUCGGAGUCAAGUACUGCAGCUGCGGAUAAGGUCAAGAAGUCAGGCAUCUUCUCUGUGUACUGGUAUCGAGUAAUCCUUGACGAGGCCCACACCAUCAAGAAUCGGAAUGCCAAGGCGACACAAGCUGCUUGUGCUUUGGAUGCUAGAUAUCGGUGGUGCUUGACUGGAACGCCUAUGCAAAACAAUCUGGAUGAGUUGCAGAGUUUGAUCAAAUUCCUCCGCAUCAAACCUUUCAAUGACCUUGCAGCUUGGCGCGAUCAGAUCAGUCGGCCACUAGCAAAUGGACGCGGUGGCCUUGCUAUCCAACGUCUACAGGUCUACUUGAAGGCUUUCAUGAAACGACGCACCAAGGAUGUUCUUAGAGGCAAUGAGGACGACAAAUCCGAAGGACCUGAUGGAAAACCGAAAAAGUCCAAUGGCUUCAAGAUUGUCAAGCGCGAAGUGAUUAAGGUGGAAGCAGAGUUCAUGGAAGGAGAGAUGAACUUUUACAAGCGAAUGGAACAACGCACCGAAAACCGCCUUGAGGAGAUGAUGGGUGGAGCCAAGGUUGACUAUGCUGGUGCGCUGGUCUUGCUCUUGCGUCUUCGCCAAGCGUGUAACCAUCCUGAGCUGGUCAAGAGUGAUCUGGCUGUGGACAAGGAUGUUCUGUUGCAGAAUGGCAACCCUGGAAGCCAGUCAUCCGGAUCGAAGAAAGAUGAUCUAGAUGACAUGGCCGAUCUUUUUGGAGGAUUGAGUGUCAUGACCAAGAAAUGUGAUAUUUGUCAAGCGGAACUAAGCCAGGCAGAAUCAAAGAGCGGGGCCAGCCACUGCAACGAGUGUGAAACCGACUUGAAUACUAAUUUCAUGAGCAAGGACAACAAGAAGAAGUCAAAGAAAACACAUAGGCACCAUGAGGUCACAACAAUUGCAAGCCCCAUUGCUACCGCUCGCUCCCGCAAGAACCGCAGAGUAAUUCUUGAUAGUGACGAUGAAGAUGAAGAGGAGGGUGAAUGGAUCGUCUCCGAGGACCAACGCAAGAUGCCCAACCUUGGCAAGGCCGGUGGAUCAGACGACGAAGACGCCGAAGGUGGCGGAGAGUGGAUUGGCUCCGGUGACUCUGAUCUGGACUCGCCGUCGGUGAAGAAGUCCCAGCCUAUUGUCCUGAGCAGCUCUGAAGAUGAAUCCGACUCGGACGAAGAUAUGCCUUAUGAAGGCGAAAACGGAGAGCUACCAUCAACCAAGAUCCGCCACUUGAUGAAACUCCUCAACAAAGAAUCCGCAGACUACAAAUUCAUUGUGUUCUCUGUUUUCACUUCGAUGCUUGAUAAGAUUGAGCCAUUCUUGAACAGUGCGAACAUUGGAUUUGCACGUUACGAUGGCGCUAUGAGAAAUGACCACCGUGAGGCCAGUCUCAACAAGUUGAGGAAUAACAGUGGCACCCGGGUAUUGCUCUGCAGUUUGCGCGCUGGUGCACUGGGCCUCAACCUGACGGCUGCCAGCCGUGUUGUAAUCCUGGAGCCAUUCUGGAACCCCUUCGUGGAAGAACAAGCCAUUGACCGUGUCCACCGUCUCAACCAAACCGUUGAUGUGAAAAUCUACCGAAUGAUCAUCAAGGGUAGUGUCGAAGAGAGAAUCGUUGCGCUACAGGAUCGCAAACGAGAACUAGCCAACAUGACAAUCGAGGGCAAGUCUGGCGCUGGAAAAUUGACUAUGAAUGACAUGAUGGCCUUGUUUGGUCGUGAUGCCGAGUCAAAAUACACCCCAACCGACACGCAGGGGAAGCUGGACUUCAAUCAGCCAACUCGGUUACUGAACACCACUGAAGACAUCGAUCCUCCUAUGCCGCCUCAGUCUUCAGCACGGACUGACUCCCGUAAUCGAGAGCGUCGGCAGCAAUCCAAUCGGUCCACACCUGAAGAUUCCGUGUAUGGGCGACGGUGGUAG